AUGACCCACUCACUCACAAACGCACCGCCGCUUGACAUUAUGAUAAUCCCGGGCCCGCCGCCGGUUGCUGUGAGCUGCCGUGCCAUCGAUGCCGCCGGCAUAUUUCUAACGGUAGCAUCGGGAGUGCUUAAUGGGCGCGUCGCGACGACUCCUCUGGCAGUGCUGCCGAUGCUACGAGCGGCUCAUCCGCAAGUGGAGUGGGCAAAGACGCAGAGGUUCGACAAGAGCGCGGGAACUGGGAACACAGGCGAUAUAUGGGCGAGCGGCAGCGUGGCAAACGGCGUGGAUUUGGCCUAUGUCUUCAUCCGGGAGCGGUUCCCAGAAAGCCGGACGCUUGUGGAUCUGAGGACUUGGCUGGCCGGCAUCGGUGAGAGGGAGCCCGAGUUCAGCACGGAGGAGAAGGCAUUGGAUGAGGCGUUCAGCGGAGCGAGCUCGGCAUUGCAGUGA
This is a messenger RNA of Diplodia corticola, 447 nucleotides long. Its product is annotated as transcriptional regulator. Lineage: Eukaryota; Fungi; Ascomycota; Dothideomycetes; Botryosphaeriales; Botryosphaeriaceae. The record is from RefSeq and is a predicted model, not a curated record. Bases 1 to 447 code for a protein of 148 amino acids. The transcript is spliced from 3 exons.